AAUGAAAAAGGAGUCUCCUGCUUUGAUGAAUUUUUAGAUAUACUUAAAGUGAAUAGUAACUUCAUUUUUCGCAGAUCGCAUUGCAAUACAUGCGUUACGUUCAAUCAGCCUAGAGUAUGCUACUUAAUCAGCCUCCCCCAAAAAUACACACACCGCGCUUUCACGUCAGAACGUUUGAAACCAUGGCAACGACGUCGGGAGGAGACAAAUCACCAGGGCGACAGCGCAUCAACAGCUUGUACGGUACACUAGCCAAAGCGUCAGCGGCCUCAAACUCUCGGCGGUACUCCCACGCCCCGCAGAGCCUGGGGGUGCCUUCUGUGGGGGUUGUAAGCGACCGCAGAGGGUCGACCCAGGGGCGGCAUCACAGGGGUAUGAGCAUGGACACGGCGUUUGCUGAUAUCAGCAAAUCCGUGCUUAGAGGAUCGCGGAAGCAGUCCACGGAUAAGUCACGUCUCGGUCUCCCAUUGAUGGACGCCUCGGCAUUCGGACGUCGCCGGUCGCUGCGAGAGAGAAACCGAGGGACGUCGGAUCCCACUCUGCCUGCGAGCGGCACAGAGGACAUGGGACCCAGGAAGGCGUCCAAUAAGUCCAUCAAAAGUUUCAGCAGACAGUUAAAGUUCGUGCAAACGCUGAAGGAAAAACAACGGCUCCAAGAAUUAAUGAAGAAAUUCAGACGUGCAGCUCGCCUCGCCAUUUUCUGCAGACGACAAACUCUAGCGCAUUCUUUGAGAAACAAAGAACACGAUGAACUUCUACCCUUUAUUCGGGAUCUCAAGUUUACGGAUUAUCAAGAUUUUGGAACAGCACUAGAUGUUGAUAUUUGGGACGGGUUCAACCCCAACGACUUUAAAGCAAAUAGGCAGUUACGUCUCUCGGAGGAGGCCAAGAGGAUCCUGACCAAGCCAUCCGGAGAAAGGACGGAACAGGAACUGAAUUAUGUUGAGAUAUCUCUGCGGAAUAUUAAGGCUUACAGUGACUACACAGUUCGAAUGCAGAGGAAAAUUGCAGAAGUGGGAAUGUACGAAAGAUUUGAAGCGAAGAGAAUAAUUGUGCGUCAAAGUCACCCACCAAAUGCGUUCUAUAUUUUACUCUCAGGAUCGGUCGUUGUUGUCGUGAUGGACCAAGAAACACGGGUGGCAAAGCCCGUGGCAAUCUUAAAGAGGGGUCGAGCGUUCGGUGAGCUGGGCCUGAUCAACCGUACACCACGCCAGUCGUCGUGUAUAGCUAAAGAAACCGUGGAGAUGCUCAGCAUUUCAAUACAGGAUUUUCGUCAGAUUUUCAUGACUGGAGGAGACGACGACGAAGAGUUAAUCGAGAAAUUGGAUUGUUUUAACGGAUGGCCAGUGCAAAUUCUUGAGUCCAAUCCCAAGAAACUGAUGCAUCACUUCUUCAAGUAA
Messenger RNA from Lingula anatina, 1400 nucleotides. RefSeq lists its product as uncharacterized. NCBI's taxonomy places the organism in Eukaryota, Metazoa, Brachiopoda, Lingulata, Lingulida, Lingulidae. The record is from RefSeq and is a predicted model, not a curated record.